AUGCGGGUCAACGUAGCCAGAAUUUUUGAGGACACGGAUUAUGCGAAAAUUAGGACGCUAUGUGAGGGGAAUGAGGGGUGGACGCAGGUUUAUCACAAAAACGGGACACAUGUUUGGGUACAACCCAACGAUGGAGAUUUUCAUGUAAUAAGGGCCAGAACAGUAAUGCCCGAUGUUAGUGCAGCCACGAUGUACGAUGUGCUACACGAUCCGGAAUACCGGUCCAACUGGGAUAAGCAUAUGUGUGCGAGUAAAGAGAUUGGCAUUUUGAACCCGAACAAUGAUCUCUGUUAUUAUGCUGUUUCUUCGGUACCUCCAAUCCGGCCUCGAGAUUUUGUGAUGCAGCGCUCAUGGCUUGAUACCGGAGAUGAGAAGCUAAUUUGUAGCCAUUCGGUUUGUCACGAUGAAUAUCCCCCACAAAAGGGCUACAUUCGAGCAACCAUUUUCAAGGCCGGGUAUCGGAUUGCAAAGCAUGGAAAUGGAUGUGAAGUUACGUACGUAACGCAUUCCGAUCCGAAAGCAUACCCGGCAUGGAAAAAAGAGCAUAGGCCGCAUUGGAAACCCUGGAUAUUCCCGGAACAAAUGAUUGAAUUCCGGCGGAUAUCCCCUAGCGAAUGUCUUCCCCGUGAAUAUGAUCAGGAAGUGGUUGAUGAGAGCAGAUUAGAUGAGAAGCAGGCAAAAAUCGAGGACGAU
Mesorhabditis spiculigera is the source of this 693-nucleotide messenger RNA. Lineage: Eukaryota; Metazoa; Nematoda; Chromadorea; Rhabditida; Rhabditidae. The record is from the annotation of a GenBank genome assembly.